This is a messenger RNA of Puntigrus tetrazona (Sumatra barb), 4804 nucleotides long. It is a transcript of the gene mgrn1b, whose product is annotated as mahogunin, ring finger 1b. Gene Ontology annotation, molecular function: ubiquitin protein ligase activity. NCBI's taxonomy places the organism in Eukaryota, Metazoa, Chordata, Actinopteri, Cypriniformes, Cyprinidae. Gene Ontology annotation, cellular component: early endosome; nucleus; cytoplasm. Gene Ontology annotation, biological process: negative regulation of G protein-coupled receptor signaling pathway; protein ubiquitination; endosome to lysosome transport. The record is from RefSeq and is a predicted model, not a curated record. Bases 493 to 2067 code for a protein of 524 amino acids. The transcript has 17 exons.
GCGAUAUGCUACAACCCUCUCGGGGUCGCCUCGCAACAACGAUUUCCCUGUGUUGUGUUUUCACGAAGAAAACGGCUAUUAUGAUUUAGAGGAAACACCAAGGACAGAAUUACCCGCGUGUCUUUUAUCUCGCAUUUUAUAACUCACUUUUGCGCGUUUAUGUGGCCGUUCGCCUCUUGUUUUAGUGGUUACCAGUUCGUGACAGGCGAACAAACUAGCUAGGUGCUGGCUUGCUAGUCAGUUAGCCAGUGUGUGUCAAACCUGAUCCAGCUGACUUGAACGCAACAUCACACAAUACUGCUGUACGAGACGCAUCUGAUCCGGCUCAGAAGAACUGAAAUGCCCGUCAAACGCGUGUCAUGUUAAUUUGAACGCCUUGUCGAUUCGGAGUUGUUGCUGUGAUUACGCAGUUAGCUGACAGCCAGCCGUGUUGCUGUUGUUGUGUACAUUUUAAUAAACGGUGGUUUGUUCUGAUCGGACUGUGUUGGAGAAAUGGGUUCAAUUCUUAGUCGAAGAAUCGCUGGUGUUGAGGACAUCGACAUCCAGGCCAACUCUGCGUACAGAUACCCUCCAAAAUCAGGAAACUAUUUUGCCAGCCACUUUUUCAUGGGAGGUGAAAAAUUUGACACUCCUCAUCCAGAGGGUUACCUUUUUGGAGAAAACAUGGAUCUCAACUUUCUUGGUAACCGGCCGGUGCAGUUUCCCUAUGUUACUCCAGCGCCGCACGAGCCGGUGAAGACAUUGAGAAGUCUCGUCAAUAUCAGAAAAGACUCGUUGCGAUUGGUCAGGUAUAAAGAUGAUGCUGAUAGUCCUACUGAUGAAGGAGCAAAACCAAGGGCGCUGUAUGGAGUGGAGUUCACCUUCGACUCUGAUGCCCGAGUGGCCAUCACCAUCUACUGUCAGGCUUUUGAGGAGUUCUCCAACGGGAUGGCAAUAUACAGCCCGAAAACCCCUGCGUUGGUCUCUGAAACGGUAUAUUACAAACGAGGGGUUAGCCAGCAGUUUACCCUGCCGUCCUUCAAGAUCGAUUUCUCUGAAUGGAAGGAAGAAGAUCUCAACUUCGAUUUAGACAGAGGUGUAUUUCCCAUGGUGAUUCAGGCUGUGGUUGAUGAAGGAGAUGAUUGUUUGGGACAUGCCCAUGUACUGUUGGCAGCAUUUGAAAGACAUGUCGAUGGCAGUUUCUCAGUCAAACCUUUAAAACAGAAGCAAAUAGUGGACCGCGUCAGCUACUUGUUACAGGAGAUUUACGGAAUUGAGAACAAGAACAAUCAAGAGACAAAGCCAUCCGACGAUGAGAACAGUGAUAACAGUAAUGAGUGUGUGGUGUGUCUGUCAGAUUUGCGGGACACACUGAUUUUGCCCUGUAGGCACCUGUGCCUGUGUAACUCCUGCGCCGAUACUCUGCGUUACCAGGCCAACAACUGCCCCAUCUGCCGACUGCCAUUUCGAGCUCUUCUUCAGAUUCGAGCUGUAAGAAAGAAGCCUGGAGCACUUUCUCCUGUUUCCUUCAGCCCGGUGCUGGCUCAGAGCAUGGAUCAUGAUGAGCACUCAAGCUCAGACUCUGUCCCCCCCGGGUUUGAGCCCAUCUCACUGCUGGAGGCUUUGAACGGUCUUGGUGCUGUGUCCCCCGGCCUUCCGUCCGCCCCUCUGUAUGAUGAGAUCAACUUCUCUGGGAGCCUAAGUGGAGAGAGCAGGCAGCUCAGCUCACCUGACCACUCUGGAGACAGCGGCGGACAGAAGAGCAAAGUCAGCAAGUCACCCGACAGCACUCUACGCUCUCCAUCGUCACCCAUUCAGGAGGAAGAUGAAGAAAAGCUGUCUGAGAUGUCUGACGCACAAGCUCACAUGCUGCUGUCCAGCAGUCCAGCCCCCACUGAGGGUACGGCUGGAGAGGACGCCCCUGACUCACUGUCUCCUGAAGAUGAGGAUCGAUUAAAUUUGGAGGAAGAGGUGAACGACUGCAGCAGUGAACACAGCAGCUUUACCAAAACUGAAAGUGACCCACCUGGAGACCUGUCCCUCCCGGCUCUAGGUCCUGAUUCCUGCUCUAUUGGUUUGGAAGAGUAAUGGGACUGUCUGGCUCAAUGGAAAGUCUGAGCACUCAGAGUACCUGCUGCUCCAGCCAGCCGCUCCUGGGUCCCUCAAGCCGUUUGCACAUGGACGAUGAUGAACUGGAUGUUUAACCAUUUUUCCAUCUCCUCCUUUGUACAGCUCCAUAUGUCUCCACAUUGCAGUUUGGUGCACUUCAAUUCCAGUAUGCCACUUUGAACAUGAUCGACUCUUGUUCCAGGCCUUUCGUUUUUUUAACAUAUGGGCCGAAGAGCUCGUUCUGGUGGUCUGUCAUAUUUCUUGUGCUUGGGUUUUAGGGCUCUAUUUGACCAAGUUGCUUCACCCAAAAUGAUCUUUACAUUAUUCUAACUGCAUUAUUAUCUUUCUUCCAUUAAUCACUAAAGAACAUUUAUUCAUAUUGGAAGUUGAUUUUAAAGUACUUAUUAGGCUUCAGAAAACAGUCAAAUAAAAUUAGUCCUUACUACAUAUCAGAUAAUCAAAUUUUCAGAUGCCAUAUGAAAUAUUUGUGAUGAACGCACUGAUCUCUAAACCGUCUAAUAAUGUCCCCCUCAAAUAGAAAAUGCCUUCAUGGCUCUUUUGGAGCUUCACACUCCGUCGUUUCAUGGUAAAAGAUAAAAUACAGAUUAAAGGCCGUUGCACACUCCAAGUCCAAAAUAUUUGCAUGUUUUUUUUUUCAUAUUCGUCAUCCUUUUUUUUUUUAUCAAAAUGCAAACUACAGAUGUGAAAACACAGGAAAUCGAACCUGAUCAGUUUUUUUUUUAUGACAGACGAAAGUUGGAGGCAACGUGCGGUCGAAUUAAUUUUUUUAUUAUGCAAAAAUCUCUGUGCAAUUACCUUUUAGAAUGAUAAUAAAUAGAUUACAAUUUUCUUUAGUGAAAUGGUUGAUGGUUGUUGCAGAUGAAUUUCCUGCUGAUUUGAGGACACACUCUUAAAAGUCUUUUUUUUGUGUGUUAAUUAGCAUUUUUUGUUACGUGAAGAACUUUUAACAUCCCAGGAACCUUACCAUUGCACAAAAUGUUCUACAUAGUGGUCGUAAAAGGUACUCUGGAUUAUAAAACUCUUCUUCACACCAAGAAAAACUAUGCUGUUUGCUGAAAGUUUUGUUUUGAGAAACUAAUGCUGUGUAUUUUUAAGAGCGUAGCGGGUAAUUCUGAAUAUAGAGCUUAGAUCCGGGGCUUGAUUAUAACACUAAUAAACACACAGCAGCUUGGUACGAAAUAAUAGACAAAGCACAUCUCAAUAAAAAAAAAACAUUUCAGGAUAUAUGUAAAACUCAACAAACGAUCAUGUUUUAAACUAACGAGUGAAUAAUACAGAAAUAUAAUUGUAACUGUGCAUUUGAAAUGUUUUUAGUAAGUGCUUAAAUGUCCUGAACUUAUUUUUGUGUGUGCUAACUGAAGAUGAGCGUUCAGAAAAGCACUUCUGAAUAUAUAUAUUCCUGAUUUCAAAUGUAAUAUUUAUAGUGAUCAAAUGCUGUUGGGAACGGCGGAUUUGUUGCAGUCUUAACGACCAAAUAUCGUGCGGUCUAACAGUGCUUUAAAUGUGCUUGCUUGUUCAGCUGUUUAUUCUAAGGACUAAAAAAAAGCCAUGGUGGACUCUCUUUACCUCUUUAUUUGCUCGUUAUUAUUGUAAUAUGAUUUUUUUUUUUUUUAAUAUUUAAACGUUUGAAGGCAUUCCUUUCAUGUGUCGGUUCAGAUGCUAUUGAAUCGUGACGACUUUGUGAAUAUUUGAUAGGUUGGUUGUAUUUCUUCGCAGCUGGACCCCGUUUGUAAGAAAGGAAAUCUCAUCGAACAAGUCACAGAAAGCAUGAAAUCUCAUCGUUCUCCUCAAACAUGCAGAUAUGCGGUGUCUUGUAGCAUUAUGCAUAGAGGUUCAUGUGCCUUUAAAGAACAAAGCAAGCGUCGCUACAGCUUUGGCUCAUAGCUGUGCUGUUCUUGUGUUCAUCGGCUGUAACCUUUAGCCUUGACUACAUUUAUGCAUUAGAUGUGAGACUGAUGUUUUCGUUUGUAAUGUCCAUUUUGGAAAGCAGGCCAUUUUGAACUGAUGUUCUGUAGGUCGAAAUGUAUUGCUUAUACAAAUUUUGCUAUACUGUAAUACUUAACAUGAUUUUUGUUACAUCAUCCGUUAAUACUGAUUAAGCUGCUCUGUACAUGUAUUUUAAUCAAAGGUAAAAAAAAAAAAAAAAAAAAAUCUGAUUAUUGAUGGUGUUGAAUUAAUUGCAUGGUAAUAUUGAUGUAAGAUUUAUCACUGCUCUGGAAUAUGCAUAUUAUUUAUUUCAUCAAAUAAUGUGCCAUUUCAAUUAAAUUUUCCACUGUGCCUUCUUGUUCCUCACUUGUGAGAAGUGCAUUUAAAACGUACUUUAAAAGAGAAUAGUAAUUAUGAAAGCAAUAUACUUUACUAGGUAAUAUUUCAAACAUAAGUGUGCAUCUGAUGUAUGAUUAUUAUGGAACAAAUUGUUGUAUAUAAACUACAUGAACGUUACAUCUUAAAUGUAAGAAGCUAAAACUUUGCUUUUUGACUCAUUUUAGCAGCACUUAAUCAAAAUAUGUGAUUUUGUCAUUCAUAAUACAGCAUUUCCGCAUGUACUUUGGUCAGUGGCACUGAAAAUAUAAAGUUGUUCAAGGCAACUGUAAUUUAAUAAACCAUUUUACUGCUGUGUGCUGAAACUACAAUGCACUUCAGUAUUCUUCAAAACGCUUUCUGAAACUUUUGAUUAAAAAUUACUUCUUAAAAA